Penicillium odoratum is the source of this 2046-nucleotide messenger RNA. Its product is annotated as putative C6 transcription factor. The coding region runs from base 1 to 2046 and encodes 681 amino acids. Gene Ontology annotation, molecular function: DNA-binding transcription factor activity, RNA polymerase II-specific; zinc ion binding; DNA binding. The transcript has 5 exons. Lineage: Eukaryota; Fungi; Ascomycota; Eurotiomycetes; Eurotiales; Aspergillaceae. Gene Ontology annotation, cellular component: nucleus. Gene Ontology annotation, biological process: DNA-templated transcription; regulation of DNA-templated transcription. The record is from RefSeq and is a predicted model, not a curated record.
AUGAGAAUUACCGAUGAUCGGCGCUCACACUCACCGGCGACCCGGCGAAACGGUGCGUUGCAAUCAUGCGAGCCCUGUCGCCGGUCGAAACAGCGGUGCGACCAUGAGCGACCCGUCUGUCGACGAUGCGCCUCGAAACGGAUGAGCGACAAAUGUUUCUAUCAUCCAGCUCCAAUGACCAGGCGGAGAUCUCUACAAAAUUCCAAUCCAACGAUAACGGUGACGGCCUCUAAUCGGUUUGCGAGCCAGCCGACCUCUAAUGCUUCGAGCCCAGGAUCUCUAGGCGGAAGUCGCAUUUUUGCAGCACCAGAGCCUCAAUCUGCUCUCCCCGGCUAUCUGGGAUCCACGAGCUUUACGGCAGUUCUAACAGAGCAUCGUGACGAAAUUCCUUUUGAACCAGAAGAGAGCUCGGAAUCCUACCCUGUCCUAUCGGUGGAGCCAGAGCGGGUCCAGUCCGGGGCAGACGUGCUGCUUUUCCUUUACAAUCUUGAUUUCCGGCAGAAGUUGGUUGACAAAUUCUAUAGCCGAUUGUGGCAUUCUGUCGUGCCGAAGAUAGUGUUGGAUGCUAUCCUUCACUCGAUACAGGAUAUCUUUCAUGGCUUUGAUCCCAAUAAUCUCAUGCCCCAGCUACAGAAUCUGGCCACGCAGAUAUUCCAGAAUUCAUCGAGAGCAAUGAAAAUAUAUGCGUCGAUGACUGUCAAGGAGUACUGUGACUCGUUCACAGGCCGCAAUCUCCGGUGGGAGGCUCUGGCAAACAUCUUUUCUGUGUGCGGGCAACAGCUGAUGAUCACCCCGGACAAUGACCCUGAGGUUUCGCAGGGGAGCGAGGACCCCCGGGUAAAAGACCGACUUCUGGAGCAGGUUAUAUGGGCAAGCACUGUUUGCUUAAGCUUCUGUGACCAAGCUUCUUCAGCAAAUGAAUUGCUAGCAUAUCUACAAUAUAACGAUGUUGUGCUCCGAACACAGCAAUAUGGUGAUUCAAGUUAUCAAGCGUGGCGUCGGUUGGGUGACUUAGUCGCCACUAUCUAUGCAUCGGGGAUUCAUCUUGAUACAGAUAGUGCUGAAAGCAGUCCUUUUUUUCUCCGCCAGUGGCGGAGAGGGUGUUUUAUCUCAGCUUUUUACAUGGAUAAGAUGAUGGCAACCUUUGUUGGCCGGCCGCCCCUCAUGAACUAUCGAUACUGCACUUUGGUCCCUCCGCUAGACCUGAGCGACGAUGUUCUUGUCGCGGGAGGUGACGCUCUUGAUCAAGCCAUAUCGGAGCUGGACAGUAAUGGUUGGAAUACAAAAGGGGCUCGGUAUCGAAUGACAUCCUCACGACUGCGUUUCCAUCUAGCUGUGGCAAGAGAGCAAACCCUUGAUGUUGCAUUAGGGAACCCUGAUGUCCACGAUCUUGUCCGCAAAUCAAAUGAAAUUGAAGAGAAUCUGCGCGUGGUGUGGAAUGCAGCCCCAGAUCUUCUCCGUUAUGAUCGCCGACCGAACGAUGAGUUCCAUCAUGGAUGGUUGAUGAUCGUUUAUCUUUAUCUUAAUUACCUUUACACCUGCUUCCUCCUCCAGCGGGCUCUAAUUAAGCACACAAACACUGGACAGGCCGCACUCUGUGAUGUUUCUCGCCGAGUCCUUGCGAUUGUCAUUACCAUCACUUCUCAACGAAAUCCAAUGAUGGAUCUUGACAGGCAUUAUUCGUGGAUUGCCCUCACAUACGGUUUACCCAGUGCUAGCGUUCUUCUCGUCGAGCUGCUACACCAGUCUCAUGAACCUGGUCCCCACACCAUUAACCUCCCGCGCGCCGAAUUGAUCCGCAACAUCAGUGUGUUCGUCUCGAUAUUGUCAUGGGUAUCAAGACCUGGUCAUGGAAACUAUCACCAGUGCAAGGAUGCAGAGAAGAAGUUGUCUCGUAUCUUGGACCAACUGCUGGACCCACAGCCCGUACAAGCAGACAUGAUGCACGAUGUAACCUCCGGCCUGUCUAGCUUUUUGGACUGGUCAAAUUAUAACGCCUGGGAUUUUACCGAGUAUUUCCCCGGUGCUGGAGGGUUUGCGCCAUAA